This is a messenger RNA of Agelaius phoeniceus (red-winged blackbird), 896 nucleotides long. RefSeq names its product CARD and death domain containing adaptor protein (gene CRADD). The record is from RefSeq and is a predicted model, not a curated record. Gene Ontology annotation, biological process: cellular response to mechanical stimulus; positive regulation of apoptotic signaling pathway. Gene Ontology annotation, cellular component: cytoplasm. Gene Ontology annotation, molecular function: protease binding; death domain binding. NCBI's taxonomy places the organism in Eukaryota, Metazoa, Chordata, Aves, Passeriformes, Icteridae.
ACAAAGAUGGUGCUCCCCGCGCAAGCUCCGCGGGCGCCGGCGCGUCCUGGGUAGCUUCCCGCUCCCCUCGUGUUGCCUGAUGGAUGCCAGAGACAAGCAGCUUUUACGCUCCCUGCGCCUGGAGCUCUGCACAGAGGUGCUGGUGGAUGGACUCGUUAUUCAGUAUCUCUACCAAGAAGGGAUUCUCACAGACAGUCAUGUUCAAGAAAUAAAAGCCCAAACCACUAGUCAGAGGAAAACUAUGAUGCUCCUUGAUAUUCUCCCCACCAGAGGACCCAAAGCUUUUGAUGUGUUCUUGGAUUCCUUGCAGGAGUUCCCAUGGGUUAAGGACAAGCUGAUGCGGAAGCGUAAGGAAAUGACAAUACAAGAUCCUUCAGACUUCCCUGAAGUUGCACCAUGCAUUUUGAAGAUGUCACCAACAGAUCAGCAGCUGAACAAGCUGGCAAGGAGGCUGGGACCUGAGUGGGAGCAUGUGGCUCUGUGCUUGGGUUUGUCCCACACUGACAUCUAUCGAUGUAAAGUCAAUCACCCUCACAACCUGCAGUCACAGAUUGUAGCUGCGUUUGUGCUGUGGAAACAGCGCCUGGGGAAAAAAGCAACAAUCCAGAGCCUGCACUCCAGUCUGAUGGCAGAGGAAGUGGAUCCUUCAGUGAUACAGUACAUGCUUGAGUGAAGCCAUGCCAUUUAUUCAGAGCCUCCACGGGUUUCGUUCAAUUCAGUGAAGAGGAUGGAAAUGUAUGUUGAAGAUUGGAUGCUUCAAGCUGUAAAAAAAAAUGGGGCUGGGAACUGUGAUUUUAUUAAGCUUAAACAUUCCAGUUUUCUGUGGCAUCUUGUGACUUGUAAUUCUUUUCAUGCCAGAUUAAUUUUUAUCAGGCAUUAAAAAAUGGAUCACUCUU